AUGCCUAAAGCCACAGCCAAGAAGAAGGAAAAGAAGGCUGACUUUGUUAAAGCCAAAUUGAAGCUGGGCAAGGGCAAGAAGAGUGCUUCCAAUGCGACCGACACUUCUUUCAAGGCCAGGUCUAUUGCUCUUCCAGGACAGGAAGCCCUCAACAGAGCUCUUCUCGUUUCAGAAGGAAACGGUCCCUCAGAACCUACCACUGCCAAUGGUCUCACUCUCGAAGAUCUCCUGAACCGAUUAAGGCACCCCAACUCUGGAGUCAGGAAAGAGUCGCUAGGAGGCAUCAAGGAGAUUCUGCAGCAGGGUAUAGGCAAGGAGAUUGGCAAGGUCUUGAGGGCUCUCGGCGGUUUGGUUGCUGAUGAUGAUGCGGGGGUCAGAAAGGGGUUAUUGGGACUACUAGAGUGGUAUCUGGCCCACCUUCCAAUGUCUGCUCUUUCGCCGCAUCUGCCCUUGCUCGUCCUCCAAACGUCCUCCGCCCUCUCGCAUAUCUUCCCUGAAAUCCGACUUGAUGCCUGUAAAUUGGUGCAUCUUCUCCUCCAACACGUUCCCGCCCACGUUCUCUCUCAAUGGCCCUACGAAUCAUCCAAUAUUCUUGAAGGCUUGCGUCUCGCCGUCGGCCUCGGCGGUGAGAAGGGCGUCAACUCUUCGAUAGGAAGAUUGACGGGUGGAGCAAAACUAGUGACGAUGAAGGCCAUGAGAGAGUUCGUCAGGGUUGGAUUGGAUAGCGGAGAGGAAAGAAAAUGGGGAGCUGGGUGGGUAAGGGAAGGUGGUAAGAGAGAAGGGAAGAGAAAGGAGGUCAGGGAGGAGCCGAUGUUGGAGGAUCUAGCAUUGGAAGGCUGGCUGGUCGGGGCGCAGGGACUGAAGGACAUUUGUGACGGCGGGAAUGUAUGGGAGGUCGGCAGACUUGGGUCCCACGGCGGACAGGGCAACGAAGCGGGUGUCGUGAGCGUCCUUUCGCAGCUCUAUAUCCAACUUCACCCUCUUCUUCUCUCCACAUUCCUUGAAAACGCCCCCACUGCUUUCUCUCCAUCGGCACCCACCGUUCCCACCGCUUCGGAGGAUAUCCCUCUACAACUCUGCGUCGCUACCGCCUCUCUCACUGAGCUUCUCGCCAAUGCCAUCCUCACCCGUGCCCCCGCCGAGUCCAAUACACCCGAAUUGAAAGAGGUCAAGGCUUGCAUAUUUGACUUUCAAAGGCGGAUGACGGCGUGGUUCCCGUUUGCUUCUAGGACAGCUCCCACACCGAGCGGCGUGACACCAGAAUUCGAGUUGUCUUUGGCCUACGCCGACCUCGCUUUGCUCCUUGCUCCUCGACCGGUUGAGCUGGUCUACCCCACGCAGGUGGACCGCCGGGCAAAAGAGUUGGGAUGGCGAGAGCGAGUCAAGGCUACCGAGGAGGCGUGGAAAAAGAUGCAGACGGCUGAGAAAGGUGCAAAGGGGAAAGGCAAGGCCGGUCAAAGUCAGUGGGCAAUGGAAGAGGUGGCUGAAUGGGUGGUGGACGUGUUGGCUCCCUCACAGGACGCCCUUGCCCCUUCUCUCACACCGGAAACGUACAAGGCCCUUCUUCCCAUCGUCUGGGAUUUGCUCGUCCAGCCGCCAGCCUCCACUUCAGAGCAGGCCGACAUCCCCUCUCUUGUCGGCACUUCGCUUCUCAACCACCUCCUCCGCCAAUCCUCUACUUCUCUCAUCCGGGAGUUGGGCGAUCAGUUUUUGAUAUCUCUCAUUGAGGUGCACGAGCAAAAGUACAUGACACUGCCUUUCUACCUCCCUCCUUCUUCGUCUAUACGGCCGCUGAUCCAAGGGUGGUUCGACUCCAUCCCCCGUACACUCUUUGAACUGGGCCCCAAAGCCCCUUCAACCACCCAGCACCUUCUCCGGUUCCUCCUCUCGGCAGCCCUCCAAGCCCCCGCAGCCUACCCUCAACCAUACUCCCUACUUGACUUUUCCGGUUUCUCCCAAUUUACCCAGAAAUUAGCAGCAUUCUUCUGGGUGAAGCAUCCCAAGAGGGGCGAUAUACCGGGGGCGUGGGUCAAGCUGGAGGACAAGGAGGUGAAGCGGCUGGGCUUGGAUGUGGCCAAGGCUUGGGCUGGGUGGGAUCAGGGUGGCAAGUUGGCUGAGGCUGUUAGGAAAGCGUGUGAGGGGAGUGAAGGAGAGUUGGGACAGUACUGGAGAAGAUAG
This is a messenger RNA of Cryptococcus wingfieldii CBS 7118, 2178 nucleotides long. Its product is annotated as pre-rRNA-processing protein IPI1. The record is from RefSeq and is a predicted model, not a curated record. The coding region runs from base 1 to 2178 and encodes 725 amino acids. Gene Ontology annotation, biological process: rRNA processing. Gene Ontology annotation, cellular component: nucleus. Lineage: Eukaryota; Fungi; Basidiomycota; Tremellomycetes; Tremellales; Cryptococcaceae. The transcript is spliced from 4 exons.